Ylistrum balloti is the source of this 5133-nucleotide messenger RNA. Its product is annotated as transmembrane protein 53-like. Bases 1 to 933 code for a protein of 310 amino acids. The record is from RefSeq and is a predicted model, not a curated record. NCBI's taxonomy places the organism in Eukaryota, Metazoa, Mollusca, Bivalvia, Pectinida, Pectinidae. The transcript is spliced from 2 exons.
AUGGAGAAAGGAGAGGACGAUUUGGAACUUGACUACCACAUAACAUUUCCUACGCCGACUUCAGGAGAUGUUUUCGAUGAUGACGAUGCAGACUUGUUACAUGAUUUCGUCAACGUUAGCGGUGAAAUCGUUGAGCCCGUUGUCAUUCUUAUCGGUUGGGCAGGCUGCAAGGACCAGUACCUUGCAAAGUAUAGCAAAAUAUACGAACAAAAUAGGUGUAUAACUAUUCGCUACAUUCCUCCUCGAGAAAUAACUUUCUUCAAGCCUCACCUUCUCCAUGGAAUAGGAAUCAGAGUACUUGAUUUGAUCAGUGACUUCAACUUGGAGGAAAGUCCUGUCUUCUUUCACAUAUUCAGCAACAAUGGCGCCUUUGUCUACUCAGAAAUCUCCCGUAUUCUACAUUCUGUAGAGGGAAGAAAAUACUCAAAACUGAAAGUGAAGGGAUCAAUAGUUGAUAGUGCACCUGGAAAACGCAGAAUUCUCAAAGCAGCACAAGCUUUCGCACUUUCUACCGGCAAUUCUGGUUUCAUGAAAAUUGCAUAUUUCAUAGGCAUGGUGACAUAUUUGUUCUUUUUGAGAAUUUAUCUGUUUUUGUCAAGAAUUUUCAAUAGCAGAUCUUCUGGUAUCACAAUAAGUCCCUAUUCAAUAUUUGAGUAUAUAAAGGAAGACAAGGCAAGAUGGCCCCAGUUGUACUUAUACUCACGUUCAGACGAGAUCAUUCCACACACAGAUGUUGAAGAGAUAGUCACAUACAGAAGGGACAAACUCAAGCUACACAUUCAGUCUGAGUGCUGGGAAACACCGAAACAUGUAUCUAUUCUGAGGGAAAAUCCAGAAUCUUAUGCCAACAAGUGCUGGAUGUUCAUUGGGGAUUGUCUGAAAGAGGACAGUAAUGAAGCUACAGGAGGCCAGAUUCUGUAUACUCGGAUAUAAACAUAUAUAUAAGGGUCAUGACCUUCAUAACUGUAAGCCUAUAUCUGAUUAUAAGCCUAUAAGUAUCUAUUGCUAUAGUAGAAUCAGACACAUUUUAUUGUCCUGGAUUCUUAUUAGCCUUUAACCUGAUUUUGAGUCCAAGGUAAUGUAUUGGCUCCAAGGGCUUAUUGUCAUGUAAUAAGGCUACCCCCUGAGUCAGGGGUAACAUACAUUGGUUCCCUGGGCUGUGAGCAGGAUAAACACAGAACACAUUAUCAACAAAAAUGAUUUGAACGUUCAUAUCAAAUAUCUUGGGUCAGGAACCAGAAUCAUUUCAACUGAUGUCACAUGACUGAUGAAUUUACUCUAUGUAAAGUACAAUAGGGAUUUAUGAUCUAUGAUGUAUGUAAUACACAGUAGAUUUUUAAGUACUUACAUGCAUCACCUGUUUACAUGCAUGUAUACAUAUUAAUUCUGAGUACUGAUUAUGUCACCAGCUGUAGAUCUAUAGACUUGCAUUAAUAUAGCAAAGUGCUCAAUUUGUUCUUGGUUUGCUUACAUACAGAAUGUAAAAUGCUUGAACAAAAUCAGUCAGUACAUCAGUGCUGUUUUUAUUCAGCAGUGAGCCUAUGUCUGUUAAUAACCCCAUCCAUUUAACAUUUUGGUAAAAUUACAAGCCAGUUGUGAUGUUAUGUCAUUGUCCUGUUAUAAAACCACUUUCCUCAUCUGUCUUUGAGUUAGAGGAAAUUUAUUAGUCCUGGGCUGUUUUAGCAUUAAUAUGGUAUACCCUGAUUUGAUAGUCCUGGGCUGUUUUAUUAUUAUUAUGGUAUACCCUAAUUUAGUAGUCCUGGGCUGUUUUAGCAUUAAUAUGAUAUACCCUAAUUUGAUAGCCUUGGGCUGUUCUAGCAUUAAUAUGGUAUACCCUAAUUUAGUAGUCCUGGGCUGUUUUAGCAUUAAUAUGGUAUACCCUUUAGAGUAGAUGUAUUUAUUACAUAUAGUUCUGUAUAUUGAAAUGUAAAUUAAUUUCAGGACAUCUGUUUCAUGAAUAAACGUCAAACUAUAAAUGUUUGACCCAAAAAGCAUUAUAUUUCUACUCGAAAAAUUUAACAGCACAAACAAGAAUAAUUUCAUUUACAUGUAUACUUGGCAAAAGCAUAUUGUGAAAAUGUUAUUAUAUUUGAAAAUUUUGUAUCUCUGCAAUUGAAACUUCAUAAGGCUUGUAAACGUUGUUCCUUAUAAAACGUUAUCUAAGUGGUACAAUUUGAACAAUGUAAAUAUGCAUGGAAUGAUCUGAGAGAAAUUCAGCUUAUAAAGUAAUACAAGAAUAAACACUUUCAUGUUGUUCCCAGACCGACAAACACAGAGGGUAAAUAUUAUACUGAAAAAACCCUAAAGCUCUAUUUUACAAAGCAAGACAAAGUAUAUUGUAUUGUGAUGUACUUAAGUUUUAAAAUUUGUAUUUCAAUCCACUAUAUAUUACUGUGAUACAAGUUUGUAUGGUUUACUUUAAUGUAAAUCACCAUUAUAUUUUAGUCAGCAUCAGUCUCAUGUUUGUAACAGCAUUCUAGGCAAGUAUAUAUGGACACUAUUUGUCCUCUGCCAAACAGUCCAAGUCCUUCUGAAUAUAAUUCUACCCAUUAUCUUUGGGCAUUAUUUAAUUGAGUGUAUAUAAUUUAUCACUUCUAUGUGACUAGUCUCUUAAUUACAAUUUUAUUGAAACUGGAAAUCAACUCCUUCAGUCUGUUAAGACAAAUUUAAAAUCUUUCUCUUAUUGGUAGUUGUUCUUUUAUGAAAUUAAAACUGGUUAAGGGGUAGGGGUAUAUAUAUAAAUUACAUAUCAGCCCCUGCUCUUAUUGUUUUCAUUUAUAAUAACACAAGACAGUUAUUUAGAAAUAUCAAAAGUACGUAUGGACCAUCACUUUUCUUUGCCAUUGUUUGAAAAGAAACUUUUACAUAUAUUGUAUUUUAGAACACAUAUUAUGGGUGAGACUAAUUAUCAUUUGGUUUUGGAUUUUCCUUCAAAGGAAUAAAUGUUGUUACAUGGAAGACCCUGUAUGUGUAUGUAACUUGUAAAUUGGGUAAAAUUUCUGUUUUGGUUGUUUGUAAAAAAAGAUUCUAGUUUAGUUGUAUUGGUUUAUUUUUCCUUAUACCAAAAAGUAGAAAGCAUUUCCCCUCCAUUAGUGAAUUAUUUAGCUUUGAUAAAACAUUUCCUGCUUGCCUUGUACUUUUUUUCUGUCAAUCAUCGACACAAUCACUCUUGUAUAUAUGUUUUUAUUGCUGGUUUGAUUUGUCCAGUUAGUUUUAAAUGUACAUUAUAAUUCUACAUUUUUUGUUGUCUUUCAUUUCAUUGAAUUAAAUAGGAUUGUUGUAAGAUUUUAAUUGAUUUUAGAGAAUAUAAGUAAUAUUAUGAACAAAUUUGUUUGAAUUCAGAUGUUGUAACAGAAGUAAAUGAUUUAUAAUUGUCUGUUAUUGUAUAGUGUAUAACUGCUUGUGGGAAUUCUAGACUUUUGAGUUCUGAAUGUGAACUUGCCAGGAAGUUUAUGUAUGAUUGUAUUAAAUCUUUUCUAGUCCUGUGUGAUAUUAUACGUAAUGUCUCCUCACAGUACAAGUGACAUUAGUCUUUCUUUUUAUGUUUAUAUUGAUAGAAGAUGAUACUUAAGUAUGCAUAUAAGACCCUAACAUAAAAUUGUCUUGAUACUUAUUUAUGCAGACAAAUCUGUUUGUCCACACUUUAAAUACAUUAUUUUUGGAACAGUAUGAACCUGUAGACCUAGGUCAGGACAAACUUACAGAUGUCAACUACAUAGACCUUGAAAGAUUUAAAGCUCAUACUCUUCAAACAAUUGAGAAAAAAAAGAUUAAAAUGGUAGGUAUGUUCUUAGAAAUGAACAACUCUGUUUCAAUCUGUAAAAUUGAGAGAUAAAAAGAGACUUGCAUUGGGUUGACCAGGAGUUGCUUUGAAAAGAUGUGGUCAAAUGAACUGAAAUUUUUAGGAUUAUCUCCCCUGGAACAGAAAGUCGACCAUCUAGUCUCGCUAUGUAGUCUGUGACAGAGAUAUUUUAUUUCUUUCCUUUCAGACAUAUCUGCAAAUUAGUACUGUAAACAACAGCUCAGUUGUAACACUUUGCUACAAAGAUUAUAGGUAUACAUUGUUAAUUGAAACCUUUUACUUUUGUCUUUCUGUAGCUUCAUGUACAUGCAAGAUUAUAGACCUUGUGUUUCUACUGGACAUAGCCCAGUGGUAUUGGUCAGUGCCAUGAGAUAUAAAAAUUUCAUGCUAUUGAACUUGCCAAAAGUGUUAAGAGUGAUUGAAAAAUGCUUAUGAUAAAGAUUUAUUUUGAAAUACUCAAUUAUCUUCAAGUUUUAUAAAGCUGUUUUUAUUUUUGAUUUUUUUUUUUUAUAUUUUUUUUUUUAAACAAAUUUGUGUUUAAUUAUAAUUUCAAUAAAUCACAACCUUUUUGGAAGUGUCCAAGUAAUCUGCAAAUUGGAUCAAACAGGGUUUUGGUCAAUUAUUUUUGUAUAUUCAAAAUUUAGACUGUAUACAUGUAGUUCUUAUUUCAGUGAAUUCACAUCAAUUCUAUGAACUGUUACAAAGCUACACAAUUAUCAAUAUUUUCCUUUUAUUUCAAGGACCCUACUUUGUAUUUUUGUUUUUCAUGCAAGAUGUGUGUUUUGUUUUUCACAUUUUAAUUAUUACUAUUAUAUAACAAACUUAAGUUUACUUAUACAACUUGAUUAAGAUGUUGGAAGCCUGGCCAGCUUAAUGAAUUUCUAAUGAGAGUUUUCAAAUUCUAUUAUUGUCAAUUUGAAAAUAAGAUAUCUAAAGUUUUGUUUUUAUUCAUUAUGUUGUUGUUUUGUUUUUAAUGGACUUUGAUUAUUUUGUUUUCUAUUUCUUUUUUCUCAAAUUCAUGAAAAGAUAUAAUUUUCCCUGUAUUCAUAUAAGUACUUUUAACUUUUUAAAAUUUUUCUUUUUUGUGUUAUUCUGAUCUCUGCUUUUCUAUUUAUAAACUGUAAAACUAUAACUUGGCCUCUGGACUCCAAAAAGUAAUUGUAGUUGAUUAUAAUUUAGGUAAGUUACAUUCACCCAUCCAUUCUUUAUCUACAUGUAUCUGUGUGCACAAUUUCUGUUUAUUUCUAAAAAUGUUUUAACAUUUUUACAUUAUGUACAUUGUAGUCUCUGUUUGAAAGUUAAUAGCAAUAAUUAAACUUAUUUUGAUCUGA